Molecule: messenger RNA, 5682 nt
Organism: Cylindrotheca closterium
Lineage: Eukaryota; Bacillariophyta; Bacillariophyceae; Bacillariales; Bacillariaceae
Source: the annotation of a GenBank genome assembly
AUGCCACUUUUUCGGAAAUCCAAGAAACCGGUCGAUAAAGGCUUGAGCGAUCUUCCCGAGGAAGUGGAUGAGAACUAUGAAACAAAUAAUCCUGCAGCUUUGUCCCCCGAAGAAAAAGAAGAGGAAGAGGCUCGAUUGCGAGGCACACGACAAAAGAUGCGCAACAGCAAGGACAACAAUCGAUCUCCCUCUACACGACUGCAAGAAGCCGAGAUACGGCGGAAUCAAAUGAAAUUGGCUCGACAAAUACCAGAAGAUAAUAAUAAUGCAGAAGAAGAAGAAAACGAAGAUGCUGCCAAAAUAGAAACCUUGUUGGGUGUUACCGAAACAGGUUGCUGUAAGAAACAUACCAUGUUUUUGAUUCGAUCCGGUUCGGUGGAAAAAUCCAAUCGAUUCGAAACCAUUUUGGAUUGCAAAUUGUGUCGGCAGGAUUCCAUGCAAGUCCAACAAGAAAAGAAGGAUCAAUUGUAUCGGUUUGUCGAUGCAGCUACCGGCCAAGUCAAACAAUUCUUUAAAAAUCCCACCAAGAUGAAAUGGAAGGACAAGAAGAAUCAGGGAACCUACAAAAGUGACGAAGGAGAUAUCGAUGGGGCCUGGAAGGAGCAAGCUUCCUUGAGGUUGGAUCAAGUCUUGACUUGGGACAUUGAUAAUGGUCCCCUCAAGAGUAAUCCGCAAUAUGCCAAGUACUUUCGAAUGAUCAAAGAUGGUUCCGAUGUGCGAGCAGUCCGGGAAAUCUGCAAAAAGGAUGGCAUGAAUCCGCGGGUAUUGGAUUUUGAUCCCUUUCUACCGUUAGAACAACAAUUGAACGAAUCCACAGUACUGUCGCAGACGACCAAGGACGAAAUUCGGUUGAGUGCCUUGGGAGAAGGAACCACUCCCGAAGAAUUGUACGAGGCAGUGAAUAAUUUACACAAGCUAUAUGUCAAGAAAUACAACAAGGAAAUUGCGUCGAGGCCGCCUCCGACGCCAAGGGGAAUCAGUCCGACCAAGAGUUUGGUCAACAGCAUUGCCAGCAGCUUUGCGAUUCGACCAACCACUGUUAAGAAGGAGGCAGCGCCAAUCACCGAAUUACCAUCCUCCUCUUCUGCCGCCAACAACUCCAUGCAACCAAAUAGCAUGGCAACUCCUGUGAUUGCGACACCCGUCAAGGCGACACCGGUUCAAAACAAAUCAUCGUCCGGGAAACCAAUAAAGAAAGCCACGCCAAAAAUGCCAAUGGAUGAAAAGGAAUUUUUGAGAGAAAAGGAAAUGCAAGAGAUUCGAGAAUUGCAUCAGGAUCAGAGAGAGGCGAAAGAAAGAAGACGAGAGAAGAGAAAGGUGGACAAGUUGACUGGUCUUGUUAAGGGCAAAAAUCAAAAGCGCAACCUCAAGUUGCUGCGGGCAAUGGAACAACUGGAAUUGACCAAAGAUCAGCUUCUUGGCGUUCGACUAAAAGUUGACGAAAAGAAUGCCCAGGGUACCGACUUGAUUGCUCAAAUUCAAAUGCUUCAAAUCCAGUUUGACGAAAGGACCAAAUACCAAAAGGCCCUUUCCACACGAGUUAAUGACUUGCGAAAGGAACGGGGCAUGCCCCCAAGACAAGCACGGCGUAUGCCUCCAAGACGUGUGGAGUCAACGGAUGACACUUCCACCGGAUCAUAUGAUGGAUUUGGUGAAUACUCCCCUAGGCAAAAAAGUGACCGCAGCCUGGGAUCAUCCGUUCCUAUACCCUUGGCUCCCGGUGAUUAUGAUGAUAAGAUGAUAUCCAUUAGCGACAAGCUUCGAGCCGACGACGAUGACGAAGAAAACGAAAAUGACACACCGAGGACAAGGAAGCGAAAGUCGGCAAGAAGUGGCCGCCGAAGGCGCAAGUCCAAUACUACCGUGGCAUCGAAACGAUCGGUGGCUUCCAAACGUCGCGAACCCAAUUUCGAUCCGGAGUUCUUGAUUGAAAAGUUCCAAGAGGCAAUCCGAAAGUUAAUUACGAUCAACCGAUUCUUUCAACAAGCCAACGAUCUGGCCAUGGCCAAAGAGUCUAACGUGGACCAGAAGAGUUUUGGUAUGCGCAAGAGUGUGUUGACUGACUUGGUAUUGCCCGAUUUUAAUGAGGACGAGGAGUGGGAAUACUACGAUGUGGAAAUUGAGGAAGACGAAGAUUUUGAUGAGGAUGAAUUUGACGGCGAUGAGUCUACUGUAGACAGCUUAGGCCCGUUGCCAUCAUUUGGAAGAAAUUCUCUUCAGAGCAUGCCCUUGUUUAGUCCAGCUGGCAAGAACGGUCGAAAGUCCUUAGUACUUAAGAGAUCGCCGAGUGUCGCAAGUAUCCCGGCUCCACCACCCGUCAAUCCGGAUUCCAAGGUUAGAUGGAAUGACGACAAGCUCUAUACUGUCCGAGUCAUUCCGCGGCUACCAGAAGACGAAGAUCUUUUCUAUACAACGGACGAAAUCAAAUUAUUCCGCUUUGAAAAAUUCAUGGACGACAAUGCCGAUGAAUUUGAGGUCGUCGAUGAUGAAGAAUGGGAAGAAGAAGAGAUCAUUGAAGACGACGACUAUUCCAUCGAAUCCUUUGACGACGAAAGCUACUACUCGCAAGAUGAAUCUGUCAAAAGCGGACGAUCCUUUCGGCGAAGUUCCGAUGGGGCUUUUGCCUCAAAUAAAAAGGGGUGGAGCUAUGACGAAUCAAUGUUUGAAAUUAAACCAUUGGAAGCUGCUGCGCCAGCCAGCACCAAUGAAAACGAGGCGAAACCCAUUGAGUCCAAGCCAGCUUCUGUGGAUACCAUUUUCCGCGAGCGAAGUCCUAACACUGAGGACAAAACGGAUCUCACCAGUCAAGCGUCAGCUAACAUUUUGGAUGAUCUAAUUGACCAAGUGGAUGCUCUGAUCAAACGAAAGACUUCCGAAUUUGAACCGACGCCGUCCAUGGCGAAAGAAAGCGCAACUGCAAGUAGGGGUUUGCCUGAAAUGAACAUCAAAAGCGAUCAGCAAGCACCAGACGAGGAUCCUGCGAGUGAGCCAAACGAAUCACUCGCGGCCUUGGCAGAUGAUGAAAUCCAAGAGUUGCGGCGAACAUUCCAUGCUUUUGAUACCAAUGGUUCAGGGUACAUUGAACACGACGAAUUGAAGGCGAACCUCAAAACUGUUGGUUACAAUAUCAACGAAGAAGGUAUCGAUAAUUUGCUUUCAAUGGUUGAUUCCAAGGAUGGCAGACUCAAUUUCGAAGAGUUCAUUGCUUGGAAUCGUGUUCUCUGGAAGGAUGAUAUGAAUGAAAAGUUCAAGGCAAUUGACGCUAAGAACCGAGGCUAUAUCGAUCAGAGUCAGCUUAAGGCAUACGUUGUUGACCUGGGCCAUGGCUUUACCGACGAGGAACUGGAAGAACUGUGCUACGAAAUGGAUCCAGAGGGGAACGAUAGAAUCCUGUUGGACGGCUUCAUCAAUGUCAUGGCUGCAUCUCGAGCUGGCAAUUCGUACUGCGUGGUGAAUGGGGAGCUAUACAUCGAAAAGCUAAAGACUGACUUUCAAUCAAUGGACACUGACGACACUGGGUACAUUACAAGGGAAAAUUUGCAAGAAAUGGCGACACAAUCUGAUUAUAUCUUAUCGGAGAAAGAGUUGGACGAAACCAUGAAGGAAUUGGAUCUUGACGGAAAUGGUCAAAUCAGCAUUGAUGAAUUCAUUGCGGCCUCCGUUCGAAUCAAAGAUCCGUCGGCUGCAGAGGAGCCGGAUCAAUCCAGUAGUAGCGAUGGGUUCGCAAGCGGAAAGGGCGGCAUUCAUAGGUUGUCAGAGAGUAGAAUGUCCCUACUAGAUGAAGGAAAAGGUGGGCUGGAAACCGUUUUGGAGUCGAAACAGGAGCAUCAAGCCACGGAGGCAGAGAAGUAUCGCCAGAUGAUAGCAAGACUUGAAGCCAGAGAGAAAUCAUCCAAAAGUGAAGCAGGUGACGAUGAAGAAACUCCAAAGGCUUCACCCAAGUCUUCGAUCGCCAGCACAUCCGAAACUGAAGCAGGUGAUGAUGAAGAAAUUCCGAAGGCUUCACCCAAGUCGUCGAUCGCCAGCACAUCAGAAAAUACUGAAAACUCGGUCCAUAGCAAGGUCGCAGCUACGGGAGCCAAGGAAAAAAAUACACUCUCCAAUUUCUUUGGAAGAACAUCCCAAAAUCAGCAAGCAAUACGACAGGGUAGCAAAAGUUCGCUCUCCUACAUCGAUCAGAAGAGAACUGUUGAAAUGAACAAAAGCAAUGAGGUUUCCUUGGCCGACCUGUCAGUACUGACCAGCGAUGUCUUUGGUUCCGACAGUUAUUCUGUACUACCAUCACCCGACGUGAAAGAGCAACAACAGACGGAAUCUACCAAAGUGGCGCCCGGAACUGAGGCAUUCAAGAAUAUUGUUGACAAUGUUCGAACAAAGAUAGGAGCUCUAGCAGCAGAGGACACACCAAGUGAGGCGGAUGGAAACGAGACAAAGAAAACGGAGGAAGUUUUUGUUCCCCCGGCAAACACGAGAAUGUCGAGCAUUACUGUCGACGAGACCCUGAAAAACUUGGACGACACCCCCGACAAGACAGAGGAGAGGAAGACUGCUUCUGCCCCUGCACCAGAACCUGCUGCUAAAAUUCCCGAUAUCUUCAAAGAGAGGGCCAAGGCUCCUGCACCAGCACCUGUCGUCCCCAAUGCCUUCAAAAAGAAGUCCCAAUUUCUUCGAGAGUCUGAUUCCAAAAUGCCAAAGAAAAAGGCAAUAUUAAAACGAGAAUCCACAGGUGGCUCCAAGUCGUCCAUGUCCAUGGACGAUUGGAGCAGUGAUGGCGGCGGUGACGAAACCGAUACCCCACGAUCUAGCAGACGCCAAGAAAGUCAAAAUAACGAUCCCAACAAUGCCAGUCUCCCCCUCAUCAUAAUGGGCGACAAGCUCGAAGCGGACAAAGAAGCAGGAGUGGAUGGAAUCGCUCCCAAAAAGAGACGGCGCAAGAGACGAACCUCCAAGAAAAAACCCGAACGAGAACCCAAUUUGGAUCCCCAGUUCCUUCGGGAUACCUUCAAACAACGCAUUCGCAAACUUAUUUCUCUGAAUCGUUUCUUCCAACAAGCCACCGAUGCCAAAUUUGACAAGGAAAUGGGUACCGAUCGCAAGUCUUUUGCGACAACUGGUAGUGGAUUGUCGUUACUAAACAAGUUGAGUGCCAGUGACAUUACCGAAAUGGACGAGCUGUAUGACAGCGAUGAUUCGGAUGGCGAGACGGACGAGGUUGGCAGCAUGGUUUCCUUUGGUUUGAGUGGUGUUACUAAUGCGGCAAAUGCUCAUGCUGGUGGUCGAGGAUUGAACCGUGAAUUGUCAACCAUGAGCAUGCAAUCCACCACCUGUUUUAUUCCUCCUGCCAUAAGUGCUCAACCCAAACGUAGUUCCGUCAUGACCCAAGAACGGAAGGAAGCACGAGCUGGCAUCAACGUUGGGUUCAAACCCGAAAGCAAGAUGCUCAAGGUGAAAUUGGUUCCAUUCCUUACCGACGAACAGACCCAAGAAUUCUUUUGGACGGAACAAGAAUUGAAGUUAUUUCGUUUCGAAAAGUUUAUGGAAGACAAUUCCAAUGAAUUUGCAUUGGUGGAUGACGAUGAAGUCGAAUAUGAAGAGGAGGAAUUCGAAGAGGUUUCUUGGGUUUCUGGUGAUGUUAGCUAUGACGAAGUUAGCUAUGAGGAAGAAACCAUUGCCGAGGAUUGA